Messenger RNA from Gadus morhua (Atlantic cod), 2142 nucleotides. Its product is annotated as extracellular calcium-sensing receptor-like. The record is from RefSeq and is a predicted model, not a curated record. The transcript has 5 exons. Lineage: Eukaryota; Metazoa; Chordata; Actinopteri; Gadiformes; Gadidae. Gene Ontology annotation, cellular component: plasma membrane. Gene Ontology annotation, biological process: G protein-coupled receptor signaling pathway. Bases 1 to 2142 code for a protein of 713 amino acids. Gene Ontology annotation, molecular function: G protein-coupled receptor activity.
AUGGCUGCCAUGAUGGGCUUGAUCAGCAUUAUCCUAAUUACACUACUUGUAAAGAGCAAGUCAGAGGAACAGAUCAGCCACCUUUCAACGUGCGCCUGUUUAAGUGAUAAACGUAUCCAUCCAACAUUUUUCAGGACUGUUCCCAGCGAUCAAUUUCAAAUUUCGGCUUUGGUACAGCUCAUGAAACAUUUUGGCUGGCAGUGGGUAGGAAUAAUUCACAGUGCUGAGGUGUAUGCAUCUGAUGGUGCAGCUGAGUUCAUUAAGCAAGGAAAGGUAGAGGGUAUCUGUGUAGAAUAUGCUAUCAGCUUUGAUUUGUAUGAUAUCAAGAACGAACAAAAAGUAACAGAGAAACUCAAAGCCUCCACAUCAAGUGUAGUCCUGCUAUACAUGUCAUUAACCUACAUGAGAGCGUUAUUUAAAAAAGUAGACACAAACAAUUUACCUCGUAAACAAUGGAUUGGUAGUGAAGCUUGGAUCUCACAGGUGGAUUUGGCUUCCAUUGGAAGUAAGAACGUCUUACAUGGGGCAAUGGGGUUUGCUCUGCCUCAGUCUAUUAUUCCAGGUCUUGCAGAUUUUCUAAUGAGCUUGAAACCAAGUGAUGAACCAGAGAGUGUUAUGAUCAAAGUGUUUUGGGAAAGUUUCUUCGACUGCAGCUUCUCUCCAUCAAAUACCACAAAGCUCUGUACUGGGGGGGAGGAUCUGAGAACAAUCUCCAGUGCCUACACAAACACAGCAUUAAGGUCUGUGAGAAAUGUGUACACAGCUGUGUACUCGAUUGCACAUGCUCUUAAUGCGUUAUUGCAAUGUGAAAAUGGAUUAAAUCCCACCACAGGAAAACAUUGUGUAAACAACACUGAUGUUCAGCCCAAACAGGUACUGGAACACCUGAAGCUGGUGGAUUUCACUGUACUUAAUGGUUACAAGGUAUCUUUUGAUGAAAACGGAGACACUGCGGCACAAUAUGACCUGUUAAAUUGGCAGUACAAGGAGGGUGGCUCUGUGAAUGUCAUUACCAUUGGGCAAUAUGAUAGCUCUUUGCCUGAAGGACACAGAUUCAGGUUUACACCUAACACAACCAUUGUAUGGGCCCUUAACAGUACUGAGCCUCCAAAGUCUGUUUGCCGGGAUGCAUGCCCUGCCGGAAGUCGCAAGGCCGUUAAUAAACAAGCGCCCGUGUGCUGCUUUGAUUGCUUUGAAUGCCCAGAGGGAGGCAUAAGUAAUGAGACAGAUUCAUCCGAUUGCUUUUUGUGCACUGCUGAAUUUUGGCCAAAUGACAAAAAGGACAAGUGCAUUCCAAAACCAACUGAAUUCCUUUCCUUCCCAGAAAUCAUGGGGACUAUAUUAACAGCAUUUACUUGCUUUGGUGUAUUUUUGUCAAUUUUAAUAUUCAUAAUUUUCUUAGUUCAUAAAGAAACACCUAUUGUCAGGGCCAACAACUCUGAGCUGAGUUUCCUGCUGCUUCUCUCUUUAAAACUGUGUUUCCUGUGUUCUCUGACCUUCAUCGGUCGUCCCUCAGACUGGUCCUGUAUGCUUCGCCACACAGCGUUUGGGAUCACCUUUGUCCUCUGUAUCUCUUGUGUUCUGGGGAAAACGAUAGUGGUGUUGAUGGCCUUCAGGGCUACACUACCAAGCAGCAAUGCUAUGAAAUGGUUUGGUCCAACUCAGCAGAGACUCAGUGUAUUGGCUUUCACUCUCAUACAGGUUGUUAUUUGUAUUCUUUGGCUAACAAUUAACCCUCCAUUUCCUAACAAAAAUGUUCGGUCCUUUAAGGAUAAAAUUGUUUUAGAAUGUGCCUUAGGAUCCCCUAUAGGUUUCUGGGCUGUGUUAGGGUAUAUAGGACUCCUAGCUUUGUUAUGUUUCAUACUGGCUUUUCUAGCCAGAAAGCUGCCUGAUAGUUUCAAUGAGGCGAAGUUCAUCACCUUCAGCAUGGUGAUAUUCUGUGCUGUUUGGAUCGCCUUCAUCCCUGCUUAUGUCAGUUCUCCAGGGAAGUUUACUGUAGCCGUGGAGAUAUUUGCAAUUCUGGCUUCCACCUUUGGCUUGUUAAUAUGCAUAUUUGUACCAAAAUGCUAUAUUAUUAUUUUCAAGCCAGAACAAAAUUCAAAAAAGCAUAUCAAGAGUAAGAUGCAAAGCAAAGGUAUGUAA